GAAUCUUGUUGCCCUUCCUGCAACCGGAGUCCAGGUAUCGUCUGAACGUGGUAACACCUGCUUGCUUGCGGAGAAACAUAAGAAGACCAUGGAGCCAUUCUUGAACCCUAAAGAAUCUGCCAAAUUCAUAGCAGAACACAGUAAAGAUGUGUACAUUGAAGAUGAUGGUGUACGAAAAGUUGGAGAGAUGUUAUUUGACAAGGUCUUGGACAAGGAGUUCAGUGUGGCCGGCUGGAAGUCUUCUCAUGAGCUUAACCCUCAAGCGGCAAGUGAAGACGCAGUGAACUGGGUGUUUCUUGCCGAUACCCUCAAUUUUUCCUUUUGGUCCGAGCGUGAAGAUUACAAAUGUCUGGUGAAGUAUAAAGGCAAAACGUAUAGCGGUUACUGGUCUCUUUGUGCUGCCAUCAACAGAGCACUUGAUGAGGGAAUACCCAUUACCAGCGCUUCAUAUUAUGCCACUAUGACCCUGGAGCAAGUGAAACAUGUCUUUCGCUCGGACACAGAGGUCCCCAUGCCUUUAAUCGAGGAGAGACAUCGGGUGCUGAAUGAGACCGGGACGGUUCUCCUGGAGAAAUUUGGAGGUUCUUUCCUCUCCUGCGUUAAGAAAAGUGGGAAAAGUGCCCAGAAAUUACUACAGCUAAUAGUAGAAAAUUUCCCAUCUUUUAGAGAUGAAGCUACAUUUCAGGGUAGAAAGGUGGCUUUCUACAAACGAGCGCAGAUUCUUGUGGCUGACACUUGGAGCGUCCUGGAAGGAAAAGGAGAUGGCUGCUUCAGUGAUAUUUCCAGUGUGACUAUAUUUGCUGAUUAUAGAAUACCACAGGUGCUUGUUCACUUGGGAGCAAUGAAAUAUUCUGAUGAACUAAUGAAGAAACUCAAGGAAGGGCACAUGUUCCAGUCUGGAGACUAUCCGGAAGUGGAAAUUCGAGGUUGCUCUAUUUGGUGUUGUGAUCUCAUUUGCAAUCACUUGCUGGAGCUUUACAGAAAGAAAGGCAAGAACAUGGAUGAGAAGAUCAAUGCAGUUCUUCUUGAUUAUUAUCUAUGGGACUAUGCACGGGAUCAUCGGGAAGAUAUGAAGGGAAUUCCUUUCCAUCGUACACGUUGCAUAUACUACUGAAUACUACUUUAAUGAUUGAGGAUGAAGUAUAGUAUCAAAAAUCUAGAUGCUGAGUUGUGCCAAGUAGCGUAGUCCCAUUGAAAUCAGUAAGGCUUAAGUUGGUCAUGACUCAUUUAAUUCCUAAAUUUGACUCUUGAUCCAGCCCAAUAAUUGUUUUGUAUACAAACUUGCAAAGAGUAAAUUGAGAGCACUUAUCAUGUAUUUUUCAGACUCUACUCUUUUAAUAAUUAUGCACACUAUCUGUAUCACAGGAAAUGUAUUUUCUUGUAAUUUUUACACUAUUCCCUUGCUGCUUUGAUUGCUUUGUUUCAAGUGCACCUGAGUCUGUAAUCGAUAAAGUUUCUAUUUCUGUUUCAGCAAUAUUUUUGUAUUCAGUUCAGUAAAGAAAAUGGUGUGGAAUAAUAUUAAACAUAAUUCUGGAUUAUA
Messenger RNA from Lacerta agilis (Sand lizard), 1540 nucleotides. RefSeq names its product chromosome 11 C9orf64 homolog (gene QNG1). The transcript is spliced from 5 exons. NCBI's taxonomy places the organism in Eukaryota, Metazoa, Chordata, Lepidosauria, Squamata, Lacertidae. Bases 89 to 1114 code for a protein of 341 amino acids. The record is from RefSeq and is a predicted model, not a curated record.